CCGUGGGAAAGGGAUGGGGAGGGAGCAGAGGAUUGGGGGUUGGGGGGGGGGGGGAUUAGUGCAGAGUCGAUGCCCGGUGUCUCUUUUAGACAACAACAAACUCGAGAGAGCGGCUGAUAGAAAAGCGCAGCAGGCAGAAACCCGCGCGCACCCUCCAUCCAGACCCCGGCGCGCAAGCAUGUCUCUGCCCGGCCCGCAGGCACCAGAGGACGGACUCCACGGCUCCUGGGUGGAGCUGGAGGAGCUGAUCACCGCCGUGAGCCGCAGGGAGAGCCCGGCGGGGUCGCAGGAGAGCAUCUCCUCUGCCCUGCAGGGGGAGCUGGAGAGGAUCCUCCUGGAGGCCCAGCUGGAGUGUGAAAGGAGCAAAGACAGUCCUACACGUGAGGGGACUCCGCAGUCCACCGGUUCCCCGAGACCCACCAGUGAUCAGGACAGCGACUGCAUCACCAUACAGGAGGAGGCUGAGAGGCGAGUGGACACCGACUGGGUGUGGGAUUGGUCCAGUCGACCUGAAAAUAUGCCACCAAAAGAGUUUGUGUUCCAGCACCCGAAGCAGCAAAGCUCCCUGAGCGUGAGGAAGACGGAGGUGAUGAAGAGGGGAAUCUUCUCCUCCGAUGUUUUCCUCAUCCUUGUUCCCUCACUGCUGGCGUCACACUUGCUCACACUUGGAGUCGGGAUCUACAUUGGGAAGCGUUUGGCUGCUUCAACAACAAGCACGCUGUGACGUCGGCUGCAGCCCGGUUCAGUCCUUCUAUUACUAGUUGCUAGUGUGCCUCCUUCCUUCUCCAUCGUGGGGCAACUUUAGGACCCAGCCCGUCUGUACCUCUGCCCCUCCGUCCACCCAGCAGCGCUCUGCCUGAAGAGGCCCCGAUGAGGAGAACGGUGGCCUCCCACCGGCGAGGUCGGAGAGGAGCGAUCGCCCCGGAUACAAGAGAGAGGAGAGGACGAGUUUUAGCCGGCUAGAACAAUAAAUCCCUUUCCAGUGGAGGAGAUGAAAACGGUGAUUUGGGAAACGUGUGACAAAGAUGAGAUGUGACCCCCCCCCCCCCCAUCCAAUUGUCUGUCAUGUGUCAGAGCGAAUGAGGACGUGUACCAGCGAGCUGCACUGAUGCAGCAUCUGAUGUAGAGACUGAGUGGACGUAGCAGUGGCUCUGUUUGUGCUUUUUGUCCCGUAAAACCAAUUAAAUAUUUGACCACCGAUGAAGACAAUCGUGAUCCCAUUAAACUUCACUCCUGCAAACCUUUAA
This is a messenger RNA of Gasterosteus aculeatus aculeatus (three-spined stickleback), 1247 nucleotides long. Its product is annotated as BCL2/adenovirus E1B 19 kDa protein-interacting protein 3. The record is from RefSeq and is a predicted model, not a curated record. NCBI's taxonomy places the organism in Eukaryota, Metazoa, Chordata, Actinopteri, Perciformes, Gasterosteidae. Gene Ontology annotation, biological process: mitochondrial outer membrane permeabilization; defense response to virus; positive regulation of apoptotic process. Gene Ontology annotation, cellular component: mitochondrial outer membrane; nuclear envelope; mitochondrial envelope.